AUGGCACCUAACGGCUCUUGUUACUCUGUGAAUGUACAUUCCUCAGGACAAGAGCUAAUAAGAUUCACUGCUCAGAGGUAUGACAAGGUAAAGAAGAUUAAUAAACAGAUUAGUUGUAAAAUCAAGGUCCCAUUAGAAAAUCAGAUGCUCCUCUUGGGCUCCAAGGCCCUAGACCCUGAAAAAAAGUUGUCCCACUAAUGGUUCGACCCUAGUACAACUAUUCACCUCACCCUGAAAGUGGUGAAACCAAGUGAUGAAGGGCUGGAGGCAUUUCUGAUGGAGGUGGAUGAAGGAAAGAAGCACCCGCUUUAUAUUUAACGGUCCAGCUCAGUGGGCAUAACAACAUUGCUCCCUAAGGACCAGACCGUGUACUGCAAUGGCAAGAUACAAGAGGAUGGGAAGAUCAUGUCUGAUUACUUGAUCCUGAAUAUCAACAUUUUUGUCAUGUACAAGAAGUGCAUAGGGGACUAA
Vombatus ursinus (common wombat) is the source of this 471-nucleotide messenger RNA. It is a transcript of the gene UBD, whose product is annotated as ubiquitin D. NCBI's taxonomy places the organism in Eukaryota, Metazoa, Chordata, Mammalia, Diprotodontia, Vombatidae. The record is from RefSeq and is a predicted model, not a curated record. Gene Ontology annotation, cellular component: nucleus. Gene Ontology annotation, molecular function: proteasome binding; protein binding. Gene Ontology annotation, biological process: protein ubiquitination; ubiquitin-dependent protein catabolic process; response to type II interferon.